AUGGACAGCGACAGCGACUCGUCGGUCCACGUCGACAUCUCGUCGGCCCUCCUCGGGCCCUCGUCGGCGUCCACCUCGGCCUCAUCGUCCAAGACCAAGGGCAAGGCCAAGGCCCCGCUCCCGUCCCAGGACUCGCUCGCGCCGCCAACCAAGGGCAACAAGAAGCUCACCAAGCGCCGGUCCGACCUCCCCGCCACCGCCUCGGGCGGCCAGGGCGACGACGGCGACGACGACGACGAGGACGCCCUGUUCGCGUCGCUGUCGGCCCUCCAGCACUCGCGCAACCUGAGCGAGGGGGCCGCCAUCGUCCGCAAGGGCAAGGAUGCCAAGCAGCAGAAGGGCCUCACCGGCGGCGGCUCGUUCCAGGCGCUCGGCCUCGCGCCCCUCCUCCUCAAGGCCCUCCUCCAGCGCGGCUUCACCACCCCGACCCCGAUCCAGCGCCUCGCCCUCCCCUCGAUCCUCGGCAGCACCGAGACGGUCGUCACCGACCGCGGCAAAAAAGUCGUCGUCGCGCGCGACCACCUGUGCAUGGCCCGCACGGGCUCGGGCAAGACCCUGUGCUACCUCCUGCCGCUCCUCAACCAGCUGUGGACCCACAGCGACAAGUUCGGCGCCCGCGGCCUCAUCCUCGUCCCGACCCGCGAGCUCGCCCUCCAGGUCCUCAAGGUCGGCAAGGACCUCGCGCGAGGCGUGCGCGGCGAGGGCGAGGCGCUCCGGUGGGCCAUGGUCGUCGGUGGAGAGGCCAUGGAGGCCCAGUUCGAGACGAUGGCGGGCAACCCGGACGUCGUCAUCGCCACCCCGGGUCGUCUUCUUCACCUCCUCGUCGAGAUGAACUACUCGCUGUCGUCCGUGUCGUCCCUCAUCAUCGACGAGGCCGACCGCCUGUUCGAGCUCGGGUUCGCCGAGCAGCUCCACGAGAUCCUCCACCGCGUGCCGCCAACCCGUCAGACGCUCCUCUUCUCGGCGACGCUCCCGUCGUCCCUCGUCGGGUUCGCCAAGGCCGGCCUCCAGAACCCCAAGCUCAUCCGCCUCGACGUCGACCAGAAGAUCUCCAAGGACCUCCAGAUGGCCUACCUCUCGGUCAAGUCGACCGAGAAGGAGGCCGUCCUCCUCGGCCUCGUGCGCGAGGUCAUCCGCUGCCCGGUCAUGACCGAGGCCGAGCGCGCCGCCGAGCGUUCGCGCGAGAAGGCCGAGAACGAGGCCCGCGGCGCCGCCGACGGUGACGACGACGAUGCGGCGCCGGGCGACGCCGACGAGCCGGUCGGCGUCAACCAGACGGUCGUCUUUGUGUCGACCAAGCACCACGUCGAGUACCUGACGGCGCUCCUGUCGGCGGCGCACUACGCCGUGUCGCCCAUCUACGGCUCGAUGGACCAGACGGCGCGCAAGAUCUCGCUGUCGCGGUUCCGCUCGGGCCAGACCCAGAUCCUCGUCGUGACGGACCUCGCCGCACGCGGUAUCGACGUCCCCGGCGUCGAGAACGUCAUCAACUACGACUUCCCCAACGGCACGCGCGCGUUCGUCCACCGCGUCGGUCGCACGGCGCGUGCCGGUCGCACGGGAUGGGCCUACACGCUCGUCACGCCGGCCGAGAUGCCGUACCUCCUCGACCUCGAGCUGUUCCUCACCCGGCCCCUCACCCACCUCCCGCUCCCCGCCGGCACCGAGCCCGACUACGCCCACACCCUCCUCCUCGGCGCCGCGCCUCGGUCGCUCACCGACACCGACCUCGACGCGCACCGCUCGCUCCUGCGCCAGCACCCGGCGCUCGAGACGCUGCAGCAGGUCGCCGGCCGCGGUCAGCGCAUGUACGAGCGCGGCCUGAGCAAGGCGAGCCCGGAGAGCUACCGCCGCGCCAAGGAGCUCGCGCGCAAGGAGGCCGACCAGGCCGCUCGCGGCGAGGGCGGCGCGGCGACGGUCGGCGGCGCCGGCGGCGACGAGCACCCGAUCUACGACGCCUACAUCGCGCGCAUGGCCGGCGCCAUCGACGACGGUGCCGCACACGGCGCCGCCAACGACGCCGCCGUGCGCGAGGUCGUCGAGCGCGCCAAGGCGGCCGAGCGCGAGCGCGCCGAGCUCAUGGCCAAGCUGAGCGGCUUCCGCCCGGCCGAGACGGUGUUCGAGGUGAGCGCCAAGGGCAAGAACCACGGCUCCGAGGGCGGCAUCGCGCUCCUCAUGAAGGACCGCCGGCGCGCCCUCAUGAAGAGCGCGAGGGCGCGCGAGCUCGUCGCCAAGGUCGAGGAGGACGAGCUGCCUGCCGUGCCCGAGGGCGCCGACGGCAGCGACGACGACGGCGGCAAGCGCGACGUCAAGAUGUCGGUCGUCGAGCAGCCCAAGCCGCUCGCGCUCGGCGACAUGGACGAUGCCGACGAGGAGGAGCUCGAGGCCGUCUUUGGCAAGAAGCCCGCAAAGCGCGCCAAGCCCGACAGCGAGCGCAAGCCGUGGCGGGACGAGCGCGUCUACCUCGGGUACGAGCAGGAGGGUGCGGCGACCGAGGCUGGCUACGCCCUCACCAACGGCGACUCUUUCGUCGCCCAGGCGCAGCACUCGACGUACGACAUUACGGGCCGGGGCGACACCGAGGGCACGCCGGCCGAGGCCAUGGCGCAACGUGCGUCGACGCUCAAGUGGGACCGCAAGUCGAAGAAGUUCAUCCGGGCCGACCAGGUCGGCGCCGACAACAAGAAGCUCAUCCGGUCCGAAUCGGGCCAGCGGCUCCCGGCGUCGUUCAAGGCGGGCGUGUUCGACGAGUGGCAGAAGAAGACGCGCGUGAGCAUCCCUCGCGCCGGCGACGACGAGAUCAAGGGCCGCACGACGGCGCCGCACGGCCGCCGGUUCGUCCACAAGGGCGGCGUCCGCAAGGCCGACGAGGGCUCGUCGUCGUCGGGCGGCAAGCGUCGCGUCGGCGGCGCCGACAAGCCGCACUCGGCGCCCGGCGGCCUGCGCACGGCGGCCGAGAUCCGCAAGGAGCGCAUCGCCAAGGAGAAGCGCGUGCGGCGCUCGACGCAGCCGACCAAGAAGAACCCGAACGGCAAGGGCGCGUCGAUGGGCGGCGCCGGCGGCGGUCGUGGCGGUGGGCACUCGGCAGGCGGUGGACGUGGAGGUGGCGGUGGGCGUGGAGGAGGUGGGCGCGGUGGCGGGCGAGGAGGAUCGAGCGGGAGGGGCCGCAAGUAG
Molecule: messenger RNA, 3174 nt
Organism: Rhodotorula graminis WP1
Lineage: Eukaryota; Fungi; Basidiomycota; Microbotryomycetes; Sporidiobolales; Sporidiobolaceae
Exons: 5
Coding region: 1-3174 (1057 amino acids)
Cellular component (GO): nucleus
Molecular function (GO): RNA binding; RNA helicase activity; ATP binding
Source: RefSeq, a predicted model, not a curated record